Messenger RNA from Nerophis lumbriciformis (worm pipefish), 1681 nucleotides. Lineage: Eukaryota; Metazoa; Chordata; Actinopteri; Syngnathiformes; Syngnathidae. The record is from RefSeq and is a predicted model, not a curated record.
CGUUCUCCUCCCUCCCCAAAAAAAGUAUUGGAUGUCUGGCAGGAAUCUGCGGGGCCCUCCCUCCCUCUUCUAAGAACAUAUUUGUGAGGCCGCGCGGAGGCAGAGCCUGCACUCCGGCUUCACGUCCUCUCAGGAACACACGCCGCUCUCCAACGCUCUCUUUGUCCAUUUGUCAUUUUUGGGGAGGGGAAACGCUCAGAUCCGUAAGCAGCCAUGGACGCCAUCAAGAAGAAGAUGCAGAUGCUGAAGCUGGACAAGGAGAACGCCUUGGACCGAGCGGAGCAGGCCGAGUCGGACAAGAAGGCGGCGGAGGACCGAAGCAAACAGCUUGAGGACGACCUGCUGGCGCUGCAGAAGAAGCUGAAGGGGACGGAGGAUGAGCUGGACAAGUACUCUGAGGCGCUUAAAGACGCCCAGGAGAAACUUGAACUGGCUGAGAAGAAAGCCAUGGAUGCUGAGGGUGACGUCGCUUCCCUCAACAGACGCAUCCAGCUGGUGGAGGAGGAGCUGGACCGUGCUCAGGAGCGUCUGGCAACCGCCCUGACCAAGCUGGAGGAAGCCGAGAAAGCAGCCGAUGAGAGCGAGAGAGGCAUGAAGGUCAUUGAGAACAGGGCCAUGAAGGAUGAAGAGAAGAUGGAGAUCCAGGAGAUCCAGCUGAAGGAGGCCAAGCAUAUUGCAGAGGAGGCUGACCGCAAAUACGAGGAGGUGGCUCGUAAGCUGGUCAUCAUUGAGGGAGAUCUGGAGCGUACGGAGGAGCGUGCUGAGUUGUCAGAAGGCAAAUGUGCUGAGCUGGAGGAAGAGUUGAAAACUGUGACCAACAACCUGAAGUCACUGGAGGCCCAGGCUGAGAAGUACUCCCAGAAGGAGGACAAAUACGAGGAGGAGAUCAAGGUCCUCACCGACAAGCUGAAGGAGGCUGAGACGCGUGCCGAGUUUGCUGAGAGAUCAGUAGCCAAGCUGGAGAAGACCAUUGAUGACCUGGAGGAGAAACUGUCCCAUGCUAAAGAAGAGAACCUUGAUAUGCACCAGAUGUUGGACCAGACUCUAAUGGAACUGAAUAAUUUGUGAAAACGCGGUCUGACCCCGACUUGCACUGUGGUUUUUUGCUUCUUCUUUUUUUUUGUACUUGCACCUUUGCUGCCCCGUCAACCUGUACCUUGCCCACGGUGCAGAUGCUGUUUGUGUUGCACCGUCCUGCCUUCAGUGGAACCAAGGAGCUAAGGGAAGUAAAGCUUAACCAUUCCCUCUGAUGUCGCCCACAGUGAGAAGCAUGAUUGAUAAAUUGUCCUCGGGUGACGUUGCACGUGACAAAGAUUGUCUGCUACAUCGCAUACAUGUCUUCUCUUCCACUUUCAUUUUUGCACAUACCAAAGGACAAAGUGGAGAAAUUUAGCACUUAAGUCAACCUCACGAUAAUGCCUUUUCUGCAUUCUGUUAGAAGCAUAGAUGCUGCACUUCUUUAACAAAAAAAAACAAAAAAAAGUAAAUAUUUUGGUGCUAGUGUAUUCAUCUUUAGGCAUUACUAUAUAUUGUUUUGGUAAGUUUCUUCAUUUUGUCGGUCCUGUAUUUGGUUGUGCAUUGUUUUAGCAUUUUUAAUGGUGAUGUUUCAAAUGUUUAUAUUUGAAAUGUAAAAAAAAAAAAAAAAAGAAUUAAAUUAAAGCACGUUUUGAAAGCUUUUUAA